Messenger RNA from Prunus mume (Japanese apricot), 643 nucleotides. Lineage: Eukaryota; Viridiplantae; Streptophyta; Magnoliopsida; Rosales; Rosaceae. The record is from RefSeq and is a predicted model, not a curated record.
UAUGUCUUAACCUCGCCGCUGUCGCUCAUCUCUCCACACCACACUCAUCAUCUUCUUCUACAAUUUCAGCUUAACUCACUUGUCGAAUUUUUGAGUCUUUGUACCUCCAUCCAUAACUUUGGGUGGGCAAUUUCACCCAAAAAGCCUCAGACAAUCAAGAUGGACAAUGCUAGUGGGACAGUGAAUGAACCUGCUAAUGAUUCCACCACUCCACCUAACAAUAAACCUGCAAGUGCACCCAGUUUAACAAGUGGUAAAGUUUUAUCUGAGAAGUGGACCAAUGUGAGUCCAAAUACAAUAGAAGCAUUAAUUUGCUUGAAAGAUUGGGCCUUAGCAAAUUCAAGGAUGCAAGAUCCCGCACAAGAUGAGCAACGUGCAGAAGAAUUAAUGAACAUUAGAGCAUCAAGAUCGGAUUGGAUGGCAGCUAGUGAAACGGUCGAGAGUGAAUCUGAAAAUGAGACAAUUGAGAGUUGAAUUGAUGUGUGAUAGGACACCCCCUUGACAUGGCAUAUGUGUUUGGAAUGCUAUGAUUUUUAUUGUAGUUCAGACUUCGAUAUUUAUUAUUAUCAAGUUUCAGACUUUGAUUUUUACGAAGGAUUGUUGUACGUUUCUGAUUUUUGUAAGAAUGGAAUUUAUCUUGCUA